GUUUUUUAGUCGCUGGGUCUUUUCCUGGUUAACUGUGUAUCUCUGGGGGUAGGGAGGGCCUGCCUCAGUGUUUCAGGCCGGGAAAGGUAAUCGACGCUGCGCACGCACUCCUCUGCCGGCGAGCCAGAAGGCGGCAGCGGCGGGACCCGGAGAGGAAGCCCAGCGUAGAGCAGUGUGGCCGCGGCCGGAUCUCCGGGCCGCUACCUGAUGUACCAUGCUUUCUUGUGAUAUCUGUGGUGAAACAGUAACCUCAGAACCAGACAUGAAGGCUCACCUCCUGAUUGUUCACAUGGAAAACGAAGUUGUAUGUCCAUUUUGCAAGUUGUCGGGUGUGAAUUAUGAUGAAAUGUGUUUUCAUAUUGAAACUGCUCAUUUUGAAGAAAAUGAACUAGAAAGAAACUUUGAGAGGAUCAAUACAGUGCAGUACGGAACUUCAGAUAAUAGCGAGGACAACACCCUACAGUGUAGAUCGGAAGUUAAUUCAGGUAUUCAUUCAGCUUGUGCAUCUAAUCAUCCGAAAAUUUCAACUCAAAGCUUGCCUAAAGAUGGUACUUUAAAACAUAACGCUUUUUAUUCAGAAGACUUAACUGGAUCUAGAAAAUUCCUAAAAAGUAAAGAAAAAGAGUGUGACCUAUCCAAAAUAAAAGGAUCAAUUUAUGAAACAAUGUAUAGUCCUCCCGAAUGUCCAUUCUGUGGAAAAAUAGAAGAUUGUAGUCAAGAUAUGGAAACUCAUGUGAAAACAAAGCAUGCCAAUCUUUUAGACACUCCAUUAGAAGACUGUGAUCAACCACUGUAUGACUGCCCUAUGUGUGGGCUCGUCUGUACACAUUACCAUAUUCUCCAGGAACAUGUCAACUUGCAUUUGGAAGAAAGUAACUUUGGGCAAGGCAUGGAUAGAAUCCAGUGUUCUAGAGAUCUAGAAUUGGCUCACCAGCUUCAACAAGAAGAAGACAGAAAGAGGAGAUCUGAAGAAUCAAGACAAGAAAUGGAAGAAUUUCAGAAGCUGCAGAGACAAUAUGGUUUAGAUAAUUCUGGAGGGUACAAACAACAGCAACUACGAAAUAUGGAGAUAGAAGUAAAUAGGGGAAGAAUGCAUCCAUCUGAAUUUCAUAGAAGGAAAGCUGAUAUGAUGGAAUCACUAGCUAUUGGUAUUGACGAUGGAAAAACAAAAACUUCUGGAAUUAUUGAAGCACUUUGUAGGUAUUAUCAGAAUGCUGCCACAGAUGUGAGGCGUGUGUGGCUUUCUGCAGUGGUGGAUCACUUUCAUUCAUCUUUUGGUGACAAAGGUUGGGGUUGUGGUUACAGAAAUUUCCAAAUGCUACUUUCAUCAUUAUUACAAAAUGAUGCUUAUGAUGAUUGCUUGAAAGGUAUGUCAGUUCCUUGCAUUCCAAAAAUUCAGUCUAUGAUUGAAGAUGCAUGGAAGGAAGGUUUUGAUCCUCAGGGUGCCUCUCAACUUAAUAACAGGUUACAGGGAACAAAGGCCUGGAUUGGAGCAUGUGAGGUGUAUACACUUCUGACCUCCCUAAGGAUAAAGUGCCAUAUUGUUGAUUUUCACAAGGCAACUGGUCCUUUGGGUACACACCCUCGCUUAUUUGAGUGGAUAUUGAACUAUUAUUCUUCAGAGAGGGAAGGGAGUCCAAAAGUAGUGUGUACAUCUAAGCCUCCUAUCUAUCUUCAGCAUCAAGGUCAUAGUCGAACAGUUGUUGGAAUUGAAGAGAAAAAAAACCGAACAUUAUGUUUACUAAUAUUUGAUCCUGGAUGUCCUUCUCGAGAAAUGCAGAAACUAUUAAAGCAAGACAUGGAGGCUAGCAGUCUCAAGCAACUUCGGAAAUUUGUGGGAAAUUUAAAACAUAAGCAAUACCAGAUAGUGGCAGUAGAGGGUGUUCUUUCUUCAGAGGAGAAAGUUGCCAGGAGACAAGCUUCUCAACUCUUUACAGCCGAGAAGAUUCCUUGAAGAAUUAAGCAUUUCAGUGAUUGUGGAAUUUUACUUUGUAUUUCAAAUUCAGAUGUUAAACUCCUUAAUACAAUUAUGAAUCUGUAAAUUCUCUAAAAUUCUCUAAAUACUCUUGUAAUUGAAUUUCUAAAAUGUCUAAAUUAUACCUUUAGCGCUCCAUUGUUCAGUAAUAAUUUCAAUAAAAUAUUUUCUUUACAUUGUG
Messenger RNA from Ceratotherium simum simum (southern white rhinoceros), 2156 nucleotides. It is a transcript of the gene ZUP1, whose product is annotated as zinc finger containing ubiquitin peptidase 1. The record is from RefSeq and is a predicted model, not a curated record. NCBI's taxonomy places the organism in Eukaryota, Metazoa, Chordata, Mammalia, Perissodactyla, Rhinocerotidae.